This is a messenger RNA of Nerophis lumbriciformis (worm pipefish), 1083 nucleotides long. The record is from RefSeq and is a predicted model, not a curated record. Lineage: Eukaryota; Metazoa; Chordata; Actinopteri; Syngnathiformes; Syngnathidae.
AUGGCGCUGUCCGUGAAGUCCGUUCUCCGCUCCGGAAGGAAUGCCGUGUCGGUGCUUCGGCGACGGGCUUUUCACAGAAGCGCCCCGGCUGCGGUUCAGGUGACGGUGCGAGACGCCUUGAAUCAGGCCUUGGAUGAAGAGCUGGAGAGGGAUGAGCGCGUCUUCCUGCUGGGGGAGGAAGUGGCACAGUAUGACGGUGCCUACAAGGUGAGCCGAGGCUUGUGGAAAAAGUACGGAGACAAGCGCAUCAUUGACACUCCAAUUUCCGAGAUGGGUUUCACGGGCAUCGCGGUGGGGGCGGCCAUGGCAGGCCUGAGGCCCAUCUGCGAGUUCAUGACCUUCAACUUCUCCAUGCAAGCCAUCGACCAGGUCAUCAACUCGGCCGCCAAGACUUAUUACAUGUCGGCGGGGCUGCAGGCCGUGCCCAUCGUCUUCCGCGGGCCCAAUGGUGCUUCGGCCGGCGUCGCCGCACAACACUCCCAGUGCUUCGCUGCAUGGUACGCUCACUGUCCGGGACUGAAAGUGGUGAGCCCGUGGAACUCCGAAGACGCCAAGGGUCUCCUCAAAUCGGCUAUCAGAGACGACAACCCAGUGGUGUUCCUGGAGAACGAGCUGAUGUACGGCGUCCCAUUUGACAUGUCUGACGAGGCGCAGUCCAAAGAUUUUACCGUCUCCAUCGGCAAAGCCAAGGUGGAGAGGUCGGGGUCCCACGUCACUCUGGUGUCGCACUCCCGCUACGUGGGCCACUGCUUGGACGCCGCCGCCGUCCUGGCCAAGGAGGGAAUCGAGUGCGAGGUGAUCAACCUGCGCACCAUCCGGCCCAUGGACGUGGAGAGCAUCGAGGCUAGCGUCAUGAAGACAAAUCACUUGGUGACGGUGGAAGGCGGGUGGCCGCAAUUUGGGGUCGGCGCUGAGAUCUGCGCCCGGAUCAUGGAGGGUCCAGCCUUCAACUAUUUAGACGCUCCGGCCACAAGAGUGACUGGCGUGGACAUCCCCAUGCCUUACGCCAAAAUCCUGGAGGACAACAGCGUCCCGCAGAUCAAGGACAUCAUCUUCUCCAUCAAAAAGACUCUCAACGUGUAA